UGACCCCUGCAAGCUCGACCCCACGACUCGCAGCGAGUUCAGCGAGAGCACAGUAUGCCCCCAGAUCGCCCGCAAGACGACCGCGAGCCGGCAUCAAGUCGCUCAUCAGCACUUUCGAAGGCAUUGCGCAUGCUCAACGUGAGGAUGCCGAGCUAUCACGCUCGCUCAAGCGAAGAACGUCUGACGAUGAGAUGCUGACUCUGCCUCGAAAGAGAAGCAGACAAGCUGCCUGAAUGCAUCCAUCUCUGACAUGACGCGCAUUGAUGCGUGUCCUCGUUCUUUGGUUUGUAAUUGGGACUUCCACCGCACCGUCAUCGCGUCAUCAGCGAAGAGCAGCAUCAGAAGCGAGCUACUGGCCGCCGAGCGGGCCGCUGCCCUGGUCCCGCAUCACUGCUGAGCAUAUACAGCCCAGCAUGAUUCGAGCGCAGCCAGGCAGCGAGUGCACCGUCUUGGCAGGUGACCAUGCCGCGAAUAUGCCAGACACGACCAUCAAGGGCGCUAUAGCAGCCUCAAAGUCAAGCGUGCGACAAUCCACCGAGCUACCAAUGCCAGGCAGACCAGGCCACCUGACGGACGAUCAAGCGAAAGGACUUGCAGAGCUCAAGAAGCUUCUGUCUGAGCAUCUAUCAGCUCACCCAACGACGCCCUUUCGACGAGAGCUACUGACAGAUGACGGCUACCUCUGCCGGUACUUGAGAGCCAGGUCUUUCGAAGCUCACAAGUCCAAAGAUCUACUCCUCAAGAGUGAGGCUUGGCGCAAGGAUUUUAAGUUGGACGAGCUCUAUUCGACUUGGAACUUUCCUGAGCAACGACAAGUCAAGAAGCACUGGUCUGUUUACUUUCACAGCACGGAUCGAUUUGGACGGCCGAUAUGUGUCAACCAUGCCGGUGUCAAAGACUACAAAGCGCUUUGCAAGAUCGUUUCGCCUGAACGGUUGAUACAAAAUUUCGCAGUCGAGGUUGAAACAACGAUCAAGCGACGCUAUCCAUCCUGUACAAAAGCAAAGGGAUCGCUUGUUGAUUGCUCUUUGCUCAUUCUCGACCUCAAAGACAUCAGUCUCUCCCAAUUCUAUUCGAUGCGUUCAGUCAUCCAUACUCUGUUGACAUUCUCGCAAGACGUCUUUCCGGAAACUUCAGGCCGCAUCAUGGUUAUCAACGCUCCCACUGCAUUCACUUACAUCUGGAGCUGGGCGCAAAGUUAUCUUGCUCAACGGACGAUCUCGAAGAUCAGCUUUCUCGGACAUGACUACUUGCCGAAGCUUCUGGGUGCGUAGUUUGUAUGCCACCCUGACUGCGCUGACAGAUGGGCGAGCAGAGAUAGCCGACAGAGAUGCACUGCCUCGUCAGUUGGGCGGCACCUGCAGGCAAUGCCCAGAAGGCUGCGAGCAUUCAGAUCUUGGUCCGUGGCACUGACG
Mixia osmundae IAM 14324 is the source of this 1415-nucleotide messenger RNA. RefSeq lists its product as uncharacterized. Bases 264 to 1274 code for a protein of 336 amino acids. Lineage: Eukaryota; Fungi; Basidiomycota; Mixiomycetes; Mixiales; Mixiaceae. The record is from RefSeq and is a predicted model, not a curated record. The transcript has 2 exons.